CCUUCUCCCAGUCAGCCUUGGAGAUGAGUGUCCCUGUCCCCACCGUGGGGCUCGGGGGGUUAAAACCGGAGCCAGGGCGCAUCCUGGCGCCAGGGCUCUGACCUUGGGUGGGAAGCGUGGACUUGAGCCGGCUCUGGUGCUGCUGGCCGGUGGGACGCGGGGAGCAUUGGCUCCGUGAUAAGAACAAGUACUCAGCUCCCGGCAGUGUCGCCGUCAUGGGGAAGGACUAUUACAAGAUCUUGGGCAUCCAGUUCAGUGCCAAUGAGGAUGAAAUCAAAAAAGCCUAUCGGAAAAUGGCUCUGAAGUAUCACCCUGAUAAGAAUAAAGACCCCAAUGCUGAGGAGAAGUUCAAGGAGAUUGCGGAGGCUUAUGAUGUCCUGAGCGACCCCAAGAAACGAGCCAUUUAUGACCAGUACGGGGAGGAAGGUCUCAAAACUGGAGGUGGCUCUUCAGGUGGCUCAGGGAACACUUUCCACUACACCUUCCACGGAGACCCCCAUGCCACCUUCGCAUCCUUCUUUGGAGGCUCCAACCCUUUCGACAUCUUCUUCACUAGCAGCCGCUCCCGAAUGUUCAAUGGCUUUGACCAGGAAGACAUGGAUAUCGAUGAUGAUGACGACCCUUUCAGUGCCUUCAGCCGGUUUGGCUUCAAUGGCAUUAACGGGGUUCACCGGCGGCACCAAGACUCCCUGCACAUGCGGAGGAAGGUCCAAGACCCACCCAUCAUCCAUGAGCUCAAAGUGUCCCUGGAAGAGAUCUACCACGGCUCCACCAAGAGGAUGAAGAUCACCCGCAGAAGGCUCAACCCUGAUGGCCGGACCAUGCGGACUGAGGACAAGAUCCUAAACAUUGUCAUCAAAAGGGGUUGGAAAGAGGGAACCAGAAUCACAUUCCCCAAAGAAGGGGACGCCACCCCAGACAACAUCCCUGCCGACAUUGUCUUCGUCCUCAAGGACAAGCCUCACUCACACUUCAAGAGGGAUGGGACAAACAUGGUCUACACAGCAAACAUCAGUCUUAAAGAGGCCUUGUGCGGCUGCAUCGUGAACAUUCCCACUAUCGACGGGCGGGUGAUCCCGCUUCCCUGCAACGACAUCAUCAAGCCAGGGACAGUGAAGAGGUUGCGUGGGGAGGGUCUGCCCUUCCCCAAGGCCCCCAACCAGCGAGGAGACUUGAUCGUGGAAUUCAAAAUCCGCUUCCCAGACAGAAUAGCUCCCCAGACAAGACAGAUCCUCAAGCAGCACCUCCCGUGCUCCUAGAGCCCGGGGACUCUCCUGCAAGCAGCAAUACUCCAAAUGCACGUGCCGCAGCACUUGGCCCCCAUGGAGCAGAGGUGCCACAGCACUUUCAAAUGCAAAAAAAGACCCCUCACACCACUUUCCUUCCCCAAAAAUCCCUCCCAACCUACCCUACAUCCGUCCCUCUCCCUACCCAUCCCUCUUGUCCUGUUUUUUCACUCCAGCAGCGGGGAGGCUUCUGCCCAUUGCAGCUCUCCCGGCUGCCAAACUUUUUAUUUCCCCAGAAGUCCAGCUUUUCCACCUCUCACGAAGAGCACUGUGGGCCCUUUGCCCAGGAUGGUACAUCAUGAUGUGGGUUUUGUUUUUCUUUUUUUUAAUGUCACCUGCUUUUCAGGCCACUUUUCCCACAAGAGGCUGGACUUGUCGGGGUCCGGCGCAGUGUAAAUAGGACUCCGCAGGAUCUGGUAUCCCCACUGUUAGUUUUUCUCUUCCCCCCCUUUGAUACUUGCUGCUGUUCGGGGUCCUGGCUGUACCGUGGUGCCGAUUGCUCCUGCCCAUGGUGGCCCCCCCAACCCCGUAGCCAGACUGUUUCUCACCUGGGACCAUGGUACCGAUUCUGACCACGGUCCGCUCUCCUGUGCCAAGCCUACAGCCGAACCUUGGCUGUGCCAAACAUGGGGAUGGUCCCGUCCGGCCCCCUGUCCCUCUGUCCCUGGUGCCUGUGGGCAGCAGCUGCUUGCACCCGCUGCCCGCAGAGCCCCAGCCAGCAGGAGGGGCAGGGAAAGCCCAGGGUGGAGCUUUCUUGUUCAGAUGUGUUGAGUGUGCAUUGCCGCUUGUUUUUUAAGUACAUAUAUAUAUAGAGCUCAUUAGAUAAACUCCGUAAGGGUUUUUUUUAUUUUUUUCCUCUGCCCGUUUUAGGGUUCCUGGUGUGAUGCACCCUGACUUUUUUCAGAUGGGGAUGGUUCAGCCACACGAACAUCAAGCCCAUUGCAGGGCAUGUGUGGGUGUAGCACAAAUCUGGGUGCAAACGCAGGGCCAAGCGUGAGCAGAGCUAUGGGUUUUACUAGUGUUUGAGUUCAACCUUAGGGUUUUUAAGAAGAAAAGAAAGGUGCACGUGUCUAUUUUUCUACAGGGUCGAUUCAUUCAGGAGGGGUUUCAGGGCGUCGGGGUGGAGCUGGGAGGCGCAUGAGGCAGUCUGCUUGGUGGAUUUGUUUUCAAAUGCUGUAUUUUUUUUAAAACCUUUGGAUUUCCAUCAGGAGAAUUUUUAUAUUUCUUACCUUACUCUGCCUCGUGCCAGUUUUUUUUUUUGCUGGGAAAGGGAUCCUAUGGAGCAGGAAGUACGUUCAACCUGGUUUUCUACAGCUCCUCUUCCACUGCAGCACCACCAAGAAAAACCCCUGCCAAAAUAUUCCAUCCACCCUGGGAAUCCUUCUCUUUAAAGAGAAGUUGCUGACUUGAAACGGGAUCUUUUGUGGCGGGGGUGAGCACAGAGUGUCCAUCAGGGCUGGGUGUGCAGUGUAUCAAGGGUGAGGAGUGCCAUUAGGCACUGCUUAAUUAAUUACCCAGCUUGGCUGGCAAGGGGAUGCUGCCAGUUCCCUCCGCUGGUUCCUGUGGAGUACGAUGUAGAGAAACCUGAUGGACACCGUGAGCGAGAAGACAGGCCAGUGCACAGAUGCAAGCUGCUUUGUUUUUCUCGGUUUCAAUGAGACCUGAAUGUUUUGUAGUGGGUUUUUUUUGUAAUUUUUUCUUUUCUUCUUUCUUCUUUCUUUUUGUAAUGUCAGUAUUGAGAAAAAAAAAAAUAAAACCGUUUAAAAAAA
Messenger RNA from Phalacrocorax carbo (great cormorant), 3055 nucleotides. The record is from RefSeq and is a predicted model, not a curated record. Lineage: Eukaryota; Metazoa; Chordata; Aves; Suliformes; Phalacrocoracidae.